Messenger RNA from Punica granatum (pomegranate), 2860 nucleotides. The record is from RefSeq and is a predicted model, not a curated record. Lineage: Eukaryota; Viridiplantae; Streptophyta; Magnoliopsida; Myrtales; Lythraceae.
CACCGAUGCACUCAAUGGUGGCUUCAACAGUAAGAAAGGGGGAAACAAGAUCAGCUGUGCGGGGUUGUUCAGCUCAGCUGUGUUAUGUACUUUUUGAAGUUUCUGCAGAACCUUUAGAGGAGAAAAAACGAAACUAAACAGCUAAGCUAGAAGAUGAAGGUUCACGAGACGAGGUCUCAAGCUCACGCACCAAUGGACGAGGACAACAAGGUGAUGACUCGGAAGCAGAAGGCCGAGCACAGGGCCCAUGAGGCAGAGCAGUCGCAGUCCCCUAAGAAGCCGAAGCCCGAGCACGACAACGGCCAAGCCAAUGGCAAGUCCGCCGAGGAAGUUGCCCGAGAGUUCGAGGACCUCCGUAAGGCCACGGAAGAGAACCUGUCUAUUGACCAUAUGAAAGAGACCCCUGAAGCCAACGGCCAGGAUUCCUCUGGCUCUGAUGGAACCGUCAUCGCAAAGUGUCAAGAUUUGCUGUUCUACGGGCCUUUGGACAAAUGCCCCGUAUGCAACGGGCCUUUAGAGUUCACUGGAAGACGCUUCACGUGCAAGGGAUCGUACAGCGAGUGGGCAACUUGCACAUUCACCACCACCACGCCUCCUAGAAGGGAGGAACCCAUCAAAUUGCCAAGCUCAGUCCUGAACUCCCCUGCAGCUGAAUUUCUGAAGAAGUACCAGGACCCCGGACGUAGGCCCUGUAGGGACCUGGGUAUUGCAGAUAAAUCUUUUCUGGGAAUGGUUAUAUCCCUUUCAGGCCGGCUUUCUCGUACCCAUCAAUACUGGAAGUCUAAGAUUGAAAAGCACGGGGGCAAAGUCUCCAACUCCGUGAUUGGGGUCACAUGUCUGGUUAUUUUGCCUGCUGAGCGGGACCGAGGCGGGUCAUCUAAAGUUGCAGAAGCAGUAGAAAGAGGCAUCCCCGUGGUACGGGAAACUUGGUUGCUUGACAGCAUUGAGAAACAAGAGGCGCAACCUAUGCAGGCUUAUGAUGUCCUGUCCGAUCUCGCGGUGGAAGGUCGUGGCAUUCCAUGGGAUAAGCAAGAUCCCAGUGAGGAAGCUCUUGAAUCGAUCUCGGCAGAGCUGAAAAUGUUUGGGAAGAGGUCGGUGUACAAGGACACGAGGCUAAAAGAACAGGGUGGGAAGAUUUUUGAGAAAGACGGGCUAUUGUACAAUUGCGCAUUUUCCCUCUCUGACAUGGGGCGAGGACUCAACACCUACUGCAUAAUGCAACUGAUAACAGUUCCGGAAGGACAACUGAAUCUCUACUACAAGAGAGGGAAAGUGGGGGAUGACCCAAAUGCAGAGGAGAGGCUUGAAGAGUGGGAAGAUGAAGGGAAUGCAGUGAAGGAGUUUGCUAGGCUCUUCGAGGAGAUAACCGGCAACGAGUUUGAGCCAUGGGAGAGGGAGAAGAAGUUUCAAAAGAAGUUGCUAAAAUUUUAUCCCAUCGACAUGGAUGAUGGUGUUGAUGUGAGAUAUGGAGGGCUUGGUAUUCGGCAGCUCGGAGCUGCAGCAGCACACAGCAAGCUUGAGCCAAUGGUAGCAAAUUUCAUGAAAGUGCUGUGUAGCCAGGAAAUCUACAGGUACGCCCUGAUGGAGAUGGGUUAUGAUUCUCCUGAUCUUCCUACGGGAAUGCUUACCAAUCUUCACUUACAAAGAUGUGAAGAGUUGCUCGAAGAAUUCAUCGAGAAGGUGAAAUCGGCAAAGGAGACUGGGCAGAAAGCAGAAGCCAUUUGGUCUGACUAUAGUCAGAGGUGGUUCACCUUGAUGCACUCCACUAGGCCAUUUAUCUUCAGGGACUACCAAGAAAUUGCGGAUCAUGCUGCUGCUCCACUGGAGUCUGUCCGGGACAUCACCGUGGCAUCCCAUCUGAUUGGUGACCUCACAGGGGCCACGAUUGAUGACCCUUUGUCCGAUCGCUAUAAGAAGUUGGGCUGCAAGGUUUCUCCAGUUGAUAAAGAUUCCGAUGAUUAUAAGAUGAUUGUGAACUACUUGGAGAAGACGUAUGAACCUGUCAAAGUCGGAGAUAUAAGCUAUGGUGCGUCGGUGGAGAACAUAUUUGCUGUGGAGUCGAGUGCUGCCCCUUCUUAUGAGGAGAUAAAGAAGCUACCCAACAAGGUUCUUUUGUGGUGUGGCACUCGGAGCUCGAACUUGUUGAGGCAUCUGCAGAAGGGAUUCUUGCCUGCCAUUUGCUCCCUUCCUGUACCAGGGUAUAUGUUUGGAAAGGCGAUUGUAUGCUCUGAUGCUGCUGCUGAAGCUGCAAGGCAUGGCUUCACAGCCGUCGACAGGCCAGAAGGCUUUCUGGUGCUUGCAAUAGCAUCGCUCGGAGACGAGAUAAUGGAGCUCAAGAGCCCACCUGAGGACACGAAGUCCUUGGAGGAGAGGAAAGUCGGAGUAAAAGGGCUCGGGAGGAAGAAAACGGACGAGUCUGAACACUUCAUCUGGAAGGAUGAUGUCAAAGUUCCCUGCGGUCGGCUAGUGCCCUCCGAGCACAAAGAUAGCCCCCUCGAGUUCAACGAGUACGCAGUCUAUGACCCAAAACGGACCAGCAUAAGGUUCUUGGUUGGAGUGAAGUACGAGGAGCAAGGUGUGGUGAUGGAAGAUGAGGAAUACCAAGGCCCGGAAGGAGGAGCUUGAAGCCCCGAAGCUCCGGGCGGAUGGAAAAUGGCUGUUUUCUGAGAAUUUUGGGUGGAAUAUCGUUGUUUUUUGUGUAGCUCGUUCGUGUUUACGACUGCUGUAAAGUAAAGGGAGGACGGUGACGGCUUUUGCUCUGUACAUAAUCAUCAGUAACCCAACCCUUGUGGUUUUAGGAUGGCUGUAAAUGACUGCAAUGUGCAUCAAUGGAACAGCAAAGAGAAAUGUUUCUGUUUCA